AUGGAUGAGUGGGUUCGCCAGGCCGAGGCGUGGGCGGGCCAGGCCGAGCGCUGGAUCCGCCAGCAGCCCCCGGAGCAGAUUUACGUCGCCGUCACCGUGAUUGCCGUCACAAUUCUGGUGCUCCUCGCAGCUUCUUGUCUGAAAUCAUCGAAAUCAAACACCAUUGUGCUAUCUGGGCUAAGUGGAAGUGGUAAAACUAUUCUUUUCUACCAGCUUCGCGAUGGAUCAUCUCAUCAAGGAACUGUGACAUCGAUGGAUCCUAACAAUGAUACGUUUGUGCUACAUUCAGAGCUUGAAAGGAAAGGCAAAGUAAAACCUGUCCAUGUUGUUGAUGUUCCUGGUCAUGCAAGGCUGAAACCCAAGCUGGAUGAAUUCCUGCCUCGGGCAGCUGGAGUUGUUUUUGUUGUUGAUGCUCAGGAUUUCUUGUCUAGCAUGCAAGCUGCUGCAGAGUACUUAUAUGACAUUUUGACGAAGGCUACUGUGGUGAAGAAAAGGGUUCCUGUUCUUAUAUUCUGUAAUAAAACAGACAAAGUUACCGCUCACUCGAAGGAGUUCAUCAAGAAGCAGCUGGAAAAAGAAGUGAACAAGCUUCGGGAAUCGAGGAAUGCCAUAUCGUCUGCUGACAUCACUGAUGAAGUCGAGCUUGGUGUCCCUGGAGAGGCAUUCAACUUCAGUCAAUGCCAGAACAAGGUGACAGUUGCUGAAGGCGCUGGUCUCACCGGCAAUGUUUCAGCAGUCGAGCAAUUCAUCCGAGAGCACGUCAGGGCUUAG
Triticum turgidum subsp. durum (durum wheat) is the source of this 771-nucleotide messenger RNA. The record is from the annotation of a GenBank genome assembly. NCBI's taxonomy places the organism in Eukaryota, Viridiplantae, Streptophyta, Magnoliopsida, Poales, Poaceae.